Molecule: messenger RNA, 1971 nt
Organism: Anguilla anguilla (European eel)
Lineage: Eukaryota; Metazoa; Chordata; Actinopteri; Anguilliformes; Anguillidae
Product: basic helix-loop-helix and HMG box domain-containing protein 1-like
Exons: 10
Coding region: 470-1753 (427 amino acids)
Source: RefSeq, a predicted model, not a curated record
CCCGAUAAAUACGUCAUCAACGAUGGGCAAAUCAAAUUCUUUGGGUACUCAUUUUCAAGACUUGAGCCAAUACGAACAUUCUACCAACCAACCGAUCACUUUGCAGUCGACAUUUGUAACUAAUUUCUCUGGUGUACUGGUAAAUCCUGAAAAUAGGAUACAGGUCGGACAAAAUUAAUAAAAACGUAAUAAGUAAAAUAAUAAUAUCAACAAAGAAACUGCUAUGGUCAAAACAUUAGAUAACUGAUUGUGGAAAACUACCUGUCUGCCUCCAUAUUGCUAGCUACUAGCUGUAUUAGCUAAAUUGUAGUUUUCAAUUCGGGACAGAAUUUAGCUAUCGUAGAUUUAUUUUAACUAGAGUUUAGAUACCUCGCGAACCUGAUUAAUCCCUGGAAUUUCCUGAGAGAUUUCCGUUACUGCACAGGCGUGUUGCAACAGAUGAUACCUCCAUAGCGAUAUUAAGGAAGAAAUGGCACCGCAGCCAACGGGGAGAGACGUUUUAUGCAGGAAAAGGAAGGUAAAGCGAGAAUGGAACUCCAGCUGGAAUACCAGACUGAAAGAGAUUGUUGGCUUCCUGCCUAUCUCUCUGCCAGCCAAUGGACAUGUGCUCACUAAGAAGGAGACCCUGGUCCACAUGCUGCAGUAUCUGGACUUCCUCCAGAGCCACAUCCAGAGCCUGCAUAGAAGGCUGCCUCCUCACUGCCUCCCACAGAUUCAAGAGAGAGGGACUGGUGGGUAUCUGGGUGUACGUACUCCAGGGGAUCUCUGCUCUGACUUUUGGGAUUGGACAGCCAGUGAUGACAGUGGCAGUGGGAUGCUGGACUCCUCCCCAAGGUCAUCAUGGUCGCUGUUGCUAAGAGACCACCUGCUGGACUCACCUGUUGGCCUGGGCUCACCACCGAGAUAUGGCUCUCUGCCCCUUCAGGCUGUUUGUGAUACUGAAGAAGGCCUGAACCUCAGCCCCUCCCUUCUCUCCUCCCCCGCCCAUGGACUCACACAUCUUCUGCCCCAGGGCCAGGAGCUGCAGGCACUGUUUGAAGAUGUUUGGGUUACCCCCAAAUCCAGCUCCCCCAAAGUUCCCAGCCUGCCGUGCAUUUCCUCAGCAGAAAAGUUGUACCUGUCAUAUCCUCAGGUGUCAGAGUUGGACGAUGCUCUGAGAAACAGGGGCGGGCGAGUCUCUUCCCUGAGUGAGGGGGAGAACUGCAAGGGGAGCGACAUCACUUGGACCCCCACCCAGGGGGCCUCACCCAGGAGGGGAAGCCACAUCCACCAGUGCAAAAAGGCCCUGCGGUCUCGCUCCAACCUGAAGAAGAAAUGUGUGAAUGGCUUCAUCAUGUUCUGCCGUAUCAACCGCAAGAUGUACUUAAGCGUCCCAAAAUCGGAGGACACGAGUGGAUGGCACAGACCUGUACUGCUGAAGACUCACCCUGGAACCCCCUCCACUUUGUGUGAAGGCUCGGCGUUUCAGUCGGCAGCAGAACAGGAAUGUGCGGAACCUGGGGACAGAGGGAGAAGGGGAGGGAGAGGAAGGUGCGGCCAGCCCCCUGCACAUGCUGCUGGCGCACAGGGACCUGUUUGCAGCCACCAGGGGGCGCCCUUGUCCCAAAAAUACACGCACAUCACAUGCACACUGCACACAUGCUACAUGCUAACUCGCAGAGCUUUCUGCAAAAUGUACCAAUAUUUCUACAUCCAGGGGACAAUGCAAAAGUGCCUGUGUUCAUUAAAUUAUUGGACACUUGGUCAGACUUGAGUCAGAUACAUAUUUCAAAUACUAUUUAACUAAUUUACAAUGACAGAUUAUUAUAUAAAAGUUCUUAUUAGAUGCAGGUAAAAUAUGCAGACAAUUUGCAGUUUUCAGUGAAACCGUUUUAAAAUAGUAACUACUCAACAUGUACAAUGAAUGAAAGAAAAAAGUUUGAUUGUUGGAAAAAUUGUUUCUUUCAAAAUAAAUUUUAAUGGUGUAAAAUA